CACACACAGACAGAGCGGCGAGCAGUCGAGUGUCAGUCGUCUCUGAGGCCACGGUGAAGGAUUAUUGAGCAGAGAAAAUUAGUUCACCCAUUACAGAGGAGCUCAGCUCGAGGGUCUGGUCGCCAUGAAGCGUCCGUGUGAGGACAGCAGCUCAGCGGAGAGCGACGUGGACGUGGACGGUGACAGGAACGUUUAUCCAGGGCUGAUGAAGGUCAGGAUGAUCAGAUGUGGUUCGUCACCGACGACGACGACGACGACACAAGUGAUGGCGAGAAAGAAACGGAGAGGGAUAAUUGAGAAGAGACGCAGAGACAGAAUCAACAACAGUUUGUCUGAGUUACGGAGACUCGUCCCCACAGCGUUUGAGAAACAGGGUUCAGUGAAGCUGGAGAAAGCAGAAAUCCUGCAGAUGACCGUGGACCACCUGAAGAUGCUGCAGCUCACUGCAGGAAAAGGUAACAGCGCAUGGACAUCAAAGCUAAAGGGAACUCAUUUGCUGUGGCGUUCCACAGGGUUCAGUACUGGAUCCGCCGGGUUUUUCAUUAUAAACAUUAAAAUUAUUCGUAAAAAAACAGCGUCAGUGAACAAAUACACUGGCGUCCAUUUUGUAAAUGACUGGUCUCAGUUGAGAGUGAUAGGUGAUAAAGCAGGGGAGGCUUUUGGGCAGAGCUUAGUCAUUGUAAGCUCCGCCCCCCACUUUUCCCCCGGCUCUGUAGACACUGACGGCUUCUGCUUCUUCUUCGUUUGUUUGUGUGAAGGUUAUUUUGACACCCACGCUCUGGCCCUGGACUUCCUGUCUCUGGGUUUCAGGGAGUGUCUGACGGAGGUUUCCCGUUACCUGAGCGCCGCUGAGGGCGUGGACUCCGGCGGCGACCCCCUGCGCUCUCGCCUCCUCUCCCACCUGGCCUCCUGUGCCUCACAGCGUGACGCCGCCGCCGCCCUGACGGUCGCCUCCCACGCUCCACAACAUCAUCCUCAUCAUCAUCAUCAUCAGCCGCCUCCCACUUUCCCUCACCCCCUCCACCCUCAUCACUGGGCCGCCGCGCUCCGACACAUGCCGACCGCCACCUCCUACGGACUGAGUGGACUUCCUGUUCUGCCAAAUGCUGGAGGAGGUGGAGCCCCCCAAAGGCCGACCGAGCUAUCACAGCCCAGUGUCACCUCCUCCUACCCCUCCCACCCAGACUCCACCUCCUCUUCCUCGCCAGCCUCCUCCUCUUCAUCCCUGGUACUCCCGUGUGGCCCCGCCCCUCUCUCCACCUCCCUCCUCUCCCUCUCAGCGACAUCGUUUCCCAUCACGCUCCACGGAGGUUUCCCGCUCUUCCCUCCCUCCUCCUCCUCCUCUUCUUCACAGACUCACAACGCUAAACCCUACAGGCCAUGGGGAACCGAGGUCGGCGCGUUCUGACCUCUGACCUCUGCUUACUAACUCGCAGUUUAACAAAACCUCCACCUGGGAAGCUUUUGUUGUUUGGUUUACUCACAGAAGUGAGCGCAGCGUGAGCGCAGCGUGAGCGCCGCCUGCUGCUCACAACAUGUUCGACUUACUGCACCAAACCUCAUAGAGAAAACCACUGAGUUUAACAUCACACACACAGGAGC
Molecule: messenger RNA, 1602 nt
Organism: Solea senegalensis (Senegalese sole)
Lineage: Eukaryota; Metazoa; Chordata; Actinopteri; Pleuronectiformes; Soleidae
Product: hairy/enhancer-of-split related with YRPW motif protein 2-like
Exons: 5
Coding region: 125-1408 (427 amino acids)
Biological process (GO): regulation of neurogenesis; regulation of transcription by RNA polymerase II; anterior/posterior pattern specification
Cellular component (GO): nucleus
Molecular function (GO): DNA-binding transcription factor activity, RNA polymerase II-specific; protein dimerization activity; RNA polymerase II cis-regulatory region sequence-specific DNA binding
Source: RefSeq, a predicted model, not a curated record